Ooceraea biroi (clonal raider ant) is the source of this 2219-nucleotide messenger RNA. Its product is annotated as cingulin. The record is from RefSeq and is a predicted model, not a curated record. Gene Ontology annotation, cellular component: condensed chromosome; site of double-strand break; nucleus. Gene Ontology annotation, biological process: double-strand break repair via nonhomologous end joining; mitotic DNA integrity checkpoint signaling; DNA double-strand break processing. NCBI's taxonomy places the organism in Eukaryota, Metazoa, Arthropoda, Insecta, Hymenoptera, Formicidae. Gene Ontology annotation, molecular function: DNA topoisomerase binding; single-stranded DNA binding; histone H3K36 methyltransferase activity.
CCUUUUUUUCUACCUCCGUCAAUUUGCCACAGCAAGUCUAGGUCAUUGACGUGGUAUCAAUACUGUGUCAUCCCAGAUAUCAUCUCAGGUCUGACGUAAUUUUUUAAAGAUUUAAUAGCACACUAGAUCAAUUUUACUUUAUAUAAAUAAUAUUUUCUUUUUUUCUUUAAAUGAUUCUUUAUCUGUUUAAAUGGCUCUGUUCACUGCGCAUGUGCAAACAAACGCGACCUUGCUGAUCACUGGUUUCGAUUUGAAGUGUUGGCACUUUGGCAGUACUCGAUUACUCUCAAUCGACUGUUGACAAUUCGAAACUAAACGUCACUUUUAACGCGAUUGAACAUGGAUGUGUCCAAAUCAAGUAAAUUGUACCUUCGUCAAUUCAUGCUUGAUUACUUUCAUGUGCACAAAAGUGCUGCAGAAGCACAUAAACUCAUUUGUGACGGGUUUGGAGAGAAUAUUGUGUCCCUUAGUGACUGUGAGACAUGGUUUAACAGAUUUGACUCAAGUGAUAAAGAUAUCUCGCAACGUAGGGUAAAGAUCGACGAAUUGAAAGCAAUAUGCAAAGAAAACCCACACCUAACACAAGAAGAGCUAGCAAAACGGCUUGGAACUAGUAAAUCGACAAUAGAGAGAUAUUUGAAGAAAAUAAAUGAGGUAGAGGAGAAAGAAAAACAAGUUGAUAAACAGGUGGAUAGAGUUUUUCUUGUCCAAUUAAUGCUUGAUUACUUUCACAACCACAAAAGUGCUGCAGAAGCUCAAAGACUGAUUUGUGAAGAGUAUGGAGAGAAUAUUGUGUCUCUUAGUAACUGUGAGAGAUGGUUUAACAGAUUUGACUCAGGUGAUGAAAAUAUCUCGAAACGUAGGGUAAAGAUCGAAGAAUUGAAAGAAAUACGCCAAAGAAACCUAAAACUAACACAAGAAGAGCUAGCAAAACGGCUUGGAACUAGUAAAUCGACAAUAGAGAGAUAUUUGAAGAAAAUAAAUGAGGUAGAGGAGAAAGAAAAACAAGUUGAUAAACAGGUGGAUAGAGUUUUUCUUGUCCAAUUAAUGCUUGAUUACUUUCACAACGACAAAAAUGCUGCAGAAGCUCAAAGACUGAUUUGUGAAGAGUAUGGAGAGAAUAUUGUGUCUCUUAGUAACUGUGAGAGAUGGUUUAACAGGUUUGACUCAGGUGAUGAAAAUAUCUCGAAACGUAGGGUAAAGAUCGACGAAUUGAAAGCAAUAUGCAAAGAAAACCCACACCUAACACAAGUAGAGCUAGCAGAACGGCUUGGAACUAGUAGAUCGACAAUAAAGAGAUAUUUGAGGAAUAUAAAAGAGGAAGAGAAAGAAAAACAAGUUGAUAAACAGGUGGAUAGAGGUUUUCUUGACCAUGAAUUAAUGCUUGAUUACUUUCAUAAAGACGGAAGUGCUAAAGAUGCUCAAAGACUGAUUUGCGAAGAGUAUGGAGAGACUAUUGUGUCUCUUAGUGACUGUGAGAGAUGGUUUAACAGCUUUUGCUCAGAUGAUUUAGAUAUUCUACAUGUCUCGCUACGUAGGAUGGAGAUCGAAGAAUUGAAAGCAAUGCGCAAGGCAAACCCACACCUAACACAAGUAGAGCUAGCUGAACGACUUGGAAUUAGUCAAUCCUCAAUACGCGACUAUUUGAAGGAAAUGAGAGAGAUGGAGGAGUAAGGAAGACAAUUUGAUAAAGGUGAAUAGUUACAGCGAUCUCGGAUAUGGACAAUGAAGAUUAACUCUCGAUGCGCGCGCGUGACAAAAGUGCAGCUUUCUGUGCUUGCCUACUACUACGCGAGCUUCCUUUUUACUCGAAGACUUGCAACAUUUGCUAGUAAUGUUUGAAUAUAUAUUUGUUGGCGUAAUAUAAGUUUUGUAACAUUUGUAUAUAAGUGUUAAAAGAAUCUACAGUCUUUACUAUUUAUUAUAAUACAUGAUUAAUUAAUAAUUGAUUAAUAAGCAUAUAUUUGUUGUCAGUUUUAGUCGUCCGUUUCUCCGAAUAUACUAGUUAUUUAUACUAUUUGAUACGCGUAUUAAACAAUCGGCGUAAACCAUAGGCCAUUAUUUGCGUGCCGUGACGUAUCAAUAUUAGAUAAAUUUUCGCUAUUAGCAAUAGACAAAUAUUAUUUAACAUUUGCGUUUUUAUUGCAAAAAUACGCUUUCCACAUUCAUUGUCAUUCGAUUUAUGUAAAAAUAGAAAUAAAUAGAACAGAAGAAAAAUC